Messenger RNA from Malaya genurostris, 2747 nucleotides. It is a transcript of the gene stck, whose product is annotated as LIM and senescent cell antigen-like-containing domain protein 1. Gene Ontology annotation, cellular component: focal adhesion; cell-cell junction; cytoplasm. Gene Ontology annotation, biological process: cell-cell junction organization; positive regulation of substrate adhesion-dependent cell spreading; positive regulation of integrin-mediated signaling pathway. NCBI's taxonomy places the organism in Eukaryota, Metazoa, Arthropoda, Insecta, Diptera, Culicidae. The record is from RefSeq and is a predicted model, not a curated record. The transcript is spliced from 6 exons. Bases 870 to 2543 code for a protein of 557 amino acids.
UGCUUUUCUUCGGUAAACAUGAGCAACAUUCCGUAAAAGGUAAAAAUGUUUCUCUGGUUUCGAACAGGCGAAAACAAAAAAUAAAAGCACAACAUUGCAAUACUGUCAGCGAACUAGGGUGACGGAGGACGAGGACGAAGGGUUAGUUGAGCAUUGGUUUACCUUUUCGGGCUUAAGUUGAAGUGCUUACCUGUAUUAAAUCAUUAUUCUUUUUCUUUUUGUCGUUUCGCUGACGCGGUGUCGAUCGGACUGGUCUUGUGACCAAUAUAGCGCUGGUGGAAUCCGCGAGAGCUAUCUGUCAUUAGAAUGGCUUACUUUUUGUUCGAGCCGGUAAAUGUCUUGUUUGAUCAUUCUCCUCAUGAAAGUCAUUUACUUGCCUUCAUAUAUUGCCGUUGUCAGAGGUCCGAUGCGAAGCUGUAAUGCAAAGAUUUCUGAGCCACGCUAUAAGCCUUAUGUGACUAUUAGGAAGACCUUGUGUAUGAGAAAGGAUGUCGUUCAGUUCCACACGGUAUUCGGUAGAGUUCGGAUCUAGUUAAUCUACUACGGUGAACGAUAAGAGACGUUGAAAGUGUUUUUUGUUGAUUCAAGUGAUAAGACAUAUUUUGAAGCGACACGCAAACCGGUUACUUUGAUCAUUAGCGUUUUUUGUGAGUCCUGAACACCAGACAUACAACGGAGAAGUUUCGUAGUGAAUGUAAAUAUGACUUCGUGUUUACCGUGUAUCAAAUGAACUUGAAUGCACUGAGAAGAUCUACUGAUGGUGAUGUCUUUUCGCGAAAAGUUUGAAUCACGGUUAUGUAAAAAACUAUGAAGUUGUGAGCUGCUCCAAUACACAUUUUAAUUUCCACAAAAAAAACAAACACCGAACAAUGAGUGAACUGAAGCUCAAGCCAAUCGAAGAUUCCAAUCUGUACAAACGGAGAACUACGUCCAGAGAGAAUCUUUUGCAAGCUUCUUCUUCGCUGUCUACCAUCGACUUUCUGACGUCGAGCGGAAUCACGAAUACAAACUUUCAUUUGGCGGAACGCCGCCACCACUUUCAAUCGGGACCAUCGGACGAAAGACUUUAUCAGAAUGCGCCAGGACCGAUAAGAAAUGUACAAUAUGUCAACGAUACGGCUUACAAUAGCACCACUGUGAAUGUUGGUGUCCCGAAUGCGAAUGCAGGCGUCUUCAGUUCGCAUAGUAAUCGACACGACAUCAAUGACACGACUCGCGGGUUCCGAGAGCCAGCGCCGAGUUCGUCGAUCGAGUCCAAUCAGUAUCCGAGUUCAGUUUCGAGUGGAUACAAUGCAACCGCGAGUGGUACUGCAGUGAAAAAUAUUAUACGCGAUUUUCGACAGGCAAAUUUGGAAACGUCAUCAUCAGCUUUGCCGCAUUUGCCCUCGUCAAACGAAACACAACACGCGGCCACCCAGGGUGAAAGAUAUCAAAAUUUACCUCUAGCCAGCUCGACUCCAACGCGGAAGAAAAUGGAACUCAAAGAUCCUACCGGACAGUCCAACAUGGAAGUGAUUGGAAUAUCAGCCAACAUGUCCCUCGGCACCAUGAUGUGCACCCGGUGUGACGAGGGAUUCGAACCGCACGAAAGGAUCGUCAACUCGAACGGCCAGUUGUGGCACACCCAAUGUUUUGUCUGUGCUCAAUGCUUCCGCCAAUUUCAGGACGGCAUCUUCUACGAAUUUGAAGGCCGCAAAUACUGUGAGAAGGAUUUUCACAUCCUGUUCGCACCGUGCUGCAACAAAUGCAAUCACUUUGUCAUUGGUCGGGUCAUCAAGGCCAUGGCGGCAAAUUGGCAUCCGGAAUGUUUCACCUGCGAACGUUGUAAUAUUCCAUUAGCGGAUUCCGGAUUUAUACGUAAUCAGAACCGUGCCCUAUGCCAUGACUGCAACCGAAAGGAGAAGGAAGUGGGCUUAGGAAAGCAUAUGUGUAACAAAUGCCAUGGAAUAAUCGACGAUGCUCCGUUGCGCUUCCGAGGUGAAGUCUACCAUGGCUAUCACUUCAAUUGUACAGCUUGCGGCGUUGAACUGGAUUCGUCUGCUCGGGAAGUCAAAAAUCGUACCGGUUAUGCUGCCAACGACAUGAAUGAACUGUACUGCUUGCGAUGCCACGAUCGAAUGGGAAUUCCCAUUUGCGGUGCUUGUCGGCGUCCAAUCGAGGAACGUGUCGUAACCGCACUGGGAAAACAUUGGCAUGUAGAGCACUUCGUAUGCGCCAAAUGUGAGAAACCGUUCCUAGGACAUCGUCACUACGAGAAACGCGGUUUAGCAUACUGCGAAACACAUUACCAUCAAUUAUUCGGUAAUCUGUGCUUCGUUUGUAAUCAGGUCAUCGCUGGUGAUGUUUUUACCGCUCUUAACAAGGCCUGGUGCGUACAUCACUUCUCGUGUUCGAUUUGCGACAAUAAAAUGGACCAAAAGUCGAAGUUCUACGAAUAUGACGAGAAGCCGGUCUGCAAGAAGUGCUAUGAACGCUUCCCUGCCGAGCUCAGACGACGCCUGCGUGCAGCCCACGAGAACACCCUGAAGAAGACUAUCAACUAAACAAAUGACGCCACUUGUAUUCAAAUUUCCAGUGAAAACGCAACAAUCGUUUACCCUGUUAUCAUGACACUUGUUCGAUUGAGUGCGGUCGAAUUUAUAGAAACUUAUAUACUUUAGAUGCACGUGAAGCAUACGCCCGUGGCUUACAACUUAACUUGUGCCUUGAAUAUACAAAUCUCGAACAGAUUUUUUAAUAUACAAUAA